Paramisgurnus dabryanus is the source of this 5979-nucleotide messenger RNA. It is a transcript of the gene iqgap3, whose product is annotated as IQ motif containing GTPase activating protein 3. Lineage: Eukaryota; Metazoa; Chordata; Actinopteri; Cypriniformes; Cobitidae. Gene Ontology annotation, cellular component: cell cortex. The record is from RefSeq and is a predicted model, not a curated record. Gene Ontology annotation, biological process: mitotic actomyosin contractile ring assembly actin filament organization; regulation of GTPase activity. Gene Ontology annotation, molecular function: calmodulin binding; GTPase activator activity; actin filament binding.
AAACAGACGCACAGACCGACGCGACGACGAGUGUUUCAAACGAUAGUUAUCAUUUAUAUCAUUAUUUAGAGCGACGUCACGUUACUAGCUAUCCAUAUUAAACAUUUAUUUAUUAACGUCACGACUUUAUAUAGACGUUUGAUAAGAGGAAACGGCGUCAUUUGUCAGAGAGCAACGCGUGUAUUUGCAUCGAUUUAGUGACAGGACAGAAAUGGAGGAGAGUGUUCAGGUCCGGUCUGCCUAUGAGCGUCUGACCGCAGAGGAGAUGGACGAGCAGAGAAUUCAGAAUGUAGCUUAUCAGUACCUGUGUCGACUGGAGGAAGCCAAGAGGUGGAUGGAGGCGUGUCUUCAUGAGGAGUUACCUGCUCCUAUUGAGCUGGAGGAGGCUUUGAGGAACGGUGUUUAUUUGGCUAAACUGGGCCAAUGCUUCGCUCCUGAAGUUGUUCCACUCAAGAAGAUCUACGACCUGGACCAGGAGCGAUACAAGGCCACUGGGCUGCAGUUUCGUCACACUGAUAACAUCAACCACUGGAGGAACGCCAUGCUGAAGGUCGGCCUGCCAACGAUCUUUCAUCCUGAGACAACAGAUGUUUAUGAUAAGAAGAACAUGCCUAGAGCGGUUUACUGCAUUCAUGCCCUGAGUCUGUACUUGUUUCGAUUGGGACUCGCUCCUCAGAUCCACGACCUGUGUGGGAAAGUCAAGUUUACAGAAGAGGAGAUUAAUAACAUGAAACUGGAGCUGGAUAAAUAUGGGAUUCAGAUGCCAGCGUUCAGUAAGAUCGGAGGAAUUCUGGCCAAUGAGUUGUCUGUGGACGAGGCCGCAGUUCACGCGGCUGUUAUAGCCAUCAAUGAAGCUGUGGAUCGUGGCUGUGUGGAGGUCACAGGUCAGGCCCUGAAGAACCCUAAUGCCAUGCUGAACUCUCUACAGGACGAGCUGGUGCCGGUUUAUCAGGAGAUGUUGCGACAGGCACGAGUGCAGAAAGCGACACGAGCGCGAACCAUCGGAAACGGAUCGGUGGAGAAAGACAUUUAUGAAGAAUAUCUGACACAGAAAGAGAUACAAGAUUCUGUAAACCAAGUCAACAUGCGGGCAGCAGUGGAGCGUGUAGAUGAAGCAUUAGACUCUGGUGAUUCGCUGGUUCUUCUCUCGGCUCUGCAGAACUCCAGCCUGGCGCUUCGAGGUCUGAUCAGAGAUCAUUCAGGCUGGUACCUGGAGCAGCUCAGUGCUGAUAGAGAACAGAAAGCUCUGGAUCUUGGCUGUGUAGAUGCUUUGGAGAGAGAUGAACUACAAGACGGCAUCAACGUGGCCAAUGAAGAUGCACAGAGAGAUCGAACUAUGCAUCAGGCAGUUUGUAAAAUAAAUGAGGCUGUGCGGCAUGGAGACGCCCGUCAGACGGUUCGGGCACUAAUGAAUCCAGAUGCCCAGCUGCCAGAUGUGUAUCCGUUUGCUGCAGAGCUUUACCAGAAAGAGCUGGAACCACUGCAGCGCCAGUGUCCCGAGGGUGAGAUGCAGCAGGAGGAGUUGUUUGUUGCCGUGGAGAUGCUGUCUGCUGUAGCUCUUGUCAAUCAGGCUCUGGAGGUCCGAGACGUCGGUGCAUUUAGUGCUGCGCUGCUCAGUCCUGCUGCGGGACUCGCUGAUAUUGAUGACAGUCUGAUUCAGAGGUAUUUUGAGGAGCUGUGUGUUCUGAAGAGGAGGGCAGGUAAAUCUCUUCUCACCUGGAAUGACCUACAGACGGGUCUCAACACCAUCAACACGGCCGCCCACGAGGAACAUGAACAGAUCCUGAGCAUCAAUCUGAUCAAUCAGUCGCUGUGUCGCAAUGACCCUCAGAAAACACUCGCUGCACUGAUGCUGUUGUCACGUGGACUGGAGGACGUACAGUCACACAAUGCCAUCCGCUAUCAUGAUGUGCUGACCAGACUAAAGAAACGCAAGGCUGAGCUGAGUCGUGACCCUGCAGCUGAGCUCUGGUUGGAUGACAUUCAGGAAGGUGUCAGAUUGGCCAAUCAGGACACUCAGAAAGCACUGAAGAUGUGUCUGGGACUGGCAGCAGUGAAUCAGGCUGUUAAAGAGGGUAACCCAUCUCAGACUGUGCGUGUUUUGCGUCUGCCCGAGGUGGCGCUGCGGAGCGUGGUGUCAGAAUGUGCUGCUGGGUAUCAGACAGAGCUGUCUGCCCUGCUCAGAGCCAAAACACUGGAGGGUGAUAACAGAAGCCCGUGGAUGAGAACGAAACUGUCCGGCGGGAGCUCUUAUUUCUUCCACCUGCAGAAGCUGGAGGGGUUUUGGGAAAGACCUCAUGGGUUUAUUCAGAACAGCACCUGCCUGACACAUGAGGAGAUUCAGGCUGUGUGCAGUAGUGUAACAGCGGCUCACAGCAGAGAUGUGCAGUGGAAGGCCAGUGAGACGCUCGUGAUUCACCUGCAGGCGCGCAUGCGAGGAUUCCUGCUUCGACAGAAACUAGCUGAUCGUCUGCACUUUCUUAACACGCAGCUGCCGGCAGUCAUCACUAUUCAGUCUCACUGGAGGAGGUUUCUACAGCAGAGAGAAUACAGACACAGACUGCAGUACCUCUAUCAGAACUGGAGAGUUAUUGUUAAGAUUCAGGCCAUGGUGAAGAUGUGGCUCACCCGCAGGAGAUAUCUCGCCCGACUCAAUUACUUCAGGAGAAAUGUUGGAGCUAUCGUCCGGAUCCAGGCGUUCUUCAGAGCCAGCAGGGCCCGUGAUGAGUACCGACUGCUGGUUCACUCCAGCGCUCCGCCGCUUUCUGUGGUCCGUAAGUUUGCUCACCUGCUGGAGUUUGGUGAUAAUGACAUCCGUCAGGAGGGAGAACUGCUGCGUCUCAGAGAGGAGGUUGUGAGGUCUAUACGAGCUAACAGACAGCUGGAGGCAGAUCUGGACCUCAUGGACCUGAAGAUCGGACUGCUCGUCAGAAACAGAGUCACGCUGCAGGAGGUGGUGUCUCACUGUAAGAAGCUCACAAAGAAAAAUAAAGAAGAGCUGUGUGUCAUGAUGGCGCUGGACAAACACAAGGGCCUUAAAUCAAUGAGCAAAGAGAAGAGAGAGAAACUGGAGGCCUAUCAGCACCUCUUCUACCUACUACAGACUCAGCCCUUGUAUCUGGCUCAGUUGAUCUUCCUGAUGCCUCAGAAUAAAAGCACCAGGUUUAUGGAGACGGUUAUCUUCGGUCUCUUUAACUACGGCUCAGACUGCAGAGAGGCGUUUCUGCUGCUGCAGCUUUUUACUGCGGCCCUGCGACAUGAGAUCAGUGUGAAGGUGGACCGGCCACAGGAAGUUGUAACCGGAAGCCCCACCGUCAUUAAGCUGCUGGUGAGUUUCUAUCGUAACGCUCGCGGUCAGAAUGCAUUGAAGGACAUCUUGGGCCCAGCCAUCAGAGAAGUUCUGGAUGACCGAACGCUCAACAUCCGGACCGACCCGGUGGAGAUCUACAAAAGCUGGAUUAACCAGACAGAGAGUCAGACAGGCCAGAAAAGUUGUUUAGCAUAUGAAGUGAGCGUUGAGGAAGCGUUGAGUCACAGUGAGGUACAGCAGAGACUGAACAUCUCCAUCACUAACCUGAAGAAUCUCACUGAUCGAGUGCUGAACGCCAUCAUCAACAACAUAAACAAACUACCGUACGGUUUGCGUUAUACUGCUAAAGUUUUGAGAGACGCCCUACAGGAGAAGUUUCCACAAGCCACUGAAGAUGAUUUGUAUAAGAUUGUGGGGAAUCUGGUCUACUAUCGCUACAUGAAUCCUGCGGUUGUGGCUCCGGACGGUUUUGACGUGGUUGAGUUCGGAGCCGGUUCUGCUCUGCUCCCGGGUCAGCGCCGCACGCUGGGCUCCAUCUCUCGAAUCCUUCAGCACAGCGCUGCGCUCAAACACUUUCACGGAGACUCGGCCCAUCUACACGCACUUAAUGAAUACAUCACGCGCACGCACGCCAAAUUCAGGAAGUUCCUGCGAGCUGUGUGUGAUGUCCCUGAUCCAGAGGAACGUUUUAAUAUCGAUGAGUACUCUGAGACUUUGAUCCUCAACAGACCGGUCGUCUACAUCUCCAUCAGUGAACUUCUGAACACACACAGACUGCUGUUGGAGCAUCAGGAUUCUCUGUGUCCUCAUCAGUCUGAUCCUCUCCAUCAGCUGCUGCAGGAUCUGGGCUCUGUGCCGACCAUACAGGAUCUUGUUGGAGAAGGGCAGAUCAACCAUGCAGAUCCAAACAUCGAGCAGACCUUGGCCAAGACAGAGGUUUCUCUGACCCUCACCAGUAAGUUUGAUGUGUUCAGAAGCUCUGAUGAUCAGUCUGACGCCAGAGGAAUUCUGCUGAGCACCAAGCAGCUGAUAAUUGAUGUGAUCAGAACGCAGCCCGGUGACACGCUCAGUGAGGUGCUGCGAGUCUCCGCCUCCAGAGAUCAGGAGGUGCAACACGGCUGGAUGAUGCAUCAGCGCGCUCAGAGAGACCAACGAACUCCGGAGAAAAUGAAACGGAAUCAGUCUCUUGUUGCCGACGGUAACCUGACGCUGGAGGAGAAGAAGAGAAAAAUCCAGAGGAAUCUGAGGAGACUCGAGUCUCUGGGAAUCCUCAGCCCACCUGACACCCAUGGACAGAUCUUACAGCUCAUCGCUAAGGACAUCCGUUAUCAGCGUGUGUAUCGUCAGAGGCGUCAGGCGGAGCUGGUCAAACUCAGACAGACGCUGUGUGGUCUCCAAGGAAAGAGCUCGUUCCACUCAGAGCAGGUGGAUUAUUACAACCAAUACAUCAACACCUGCCUGCAGAACCUUACAGCCAGUAAAGUCAAAGGUAAAAAUGUUUCUGAGAAUAAAAGCCGUAAGAAGAAGCAGCAGUCGACUCUCACCUACACGGCUGCACGUCUGCAUGAGAAGGGAGUCCUGUUGGAGAUCGAGGACCUGCCAAUCACACAGUUUAAGAAUGUGAUCUUUGAUAUCGUGCCCGCUGAACAGGAUGGAUGCUUUCUGGUGAAGGCUCGUUUCAUGGGUGUGGACAUGGAGAAAUUCCCUCUGAAAUAUCAGGAUCUUCUGCAGUUACAGUAUGAAGGUGUUGCUGUGAUGAAGAUGUUUGAUAAAGCCAAAGUGAACGUCAAUCUGCUCAUCUUCCUCCUGAACAAGAAAUUCUUCAAAAAGUAAAGCAUUGCAUGACAUGACUGAAGUUCAGAAGCACAAUGGUUUUACUACAGUGACAAUCUUACUGAAACACUCCAGUGUCUUUCUAUUUGAGCAGCCAGAAAAGCUUUUUAUAUCUUCUGUCUUUAUAGAGAAUGUACUUUAAUAACCGUUAUAUUAUUUGCUUUAAUGUCUAACCGUUAAAACACUUAGUUAUACGUCAUUAAUGGGAUGAUUUCAUGAAUCAUGGGUCAUAUUGAUAUCAGUUUCCUCUAAGAUUUUAUACUUUCAGUAUUUUUCUGAAAUCCUCUCUCAUGUUCACUUUAGUGAUGUUUGCAGUAUGUCAUUUAAACACAUAUGAGAAUAUCUUUGAACACUAGUAUCAGCACAUCUCUAAUGUAUCUGGACGCGGGUCUGUGUUAUUUUUAUGAUCAUUUAAAAGAAAACACACUAAGAAAUGAUAAACACGACUGUAAAUAUUUUCUGUCCUAAUUAUUCCCUUGAUUGAAGAUUAUGUCAUCAUUUCUUCAUCCUCAUGUUGUUUUUAACCCGUAUGAUGGUAAGCACACAGUUGACUGUAAUCAUUGACAAAACAAAUACUAUUGAAGUUAAUUCUGUCAACGGUGUCAUUUAUCUGAAUAUCUUCUUUUGUGUUCAAGAAACUCAGACAGGUUUAGACAAACUUAAAGGUGAAGAAAUGAUGACAGAAGUUUCAUUUUUGGAUGAACGAUUACUUUUUUCUUUUAUAUGAAUGUCUCUUUUGUCUACACAAGUGUUGUGUCAUUUAUAUGUUCAAUCUCUGUCUGUCUUUUUCUUCUGUUCCUUUAAUAUAAUGUUGUUUUUAUUCACUAUUAAAGAUG